UAACUCAUUUGGCACUCUUUUUUUUGUGGCUUGUAGGAGAGGUCGUCACAGCAACAAUCAGGAUGGGAUGCAACUUUGCUAAGCCCCGCAGAUUUGUAUGGUGGACCGUCGCCCGGAGGUUUGCAGGCAGAUCCACCGCCAGCGAACAGAUGGUAUCGACCGGAGGAGGAGAGGCCAGUUUCGAGCAUACGGAACAUACAGAUUGAGGAGACGGCUAUGAAAGAGCUCAGAAGGAAGUACUCUGCAGUUCGAUUGGUCACAAAUGUGACAAGAUAACGUGCAGGAGACGUCAGGUAGAAGGAUGUAAAAUUUCAUUAGCCCACAUUUAUCAAGCAAAAUUCGCCUAACCACCUCGAGGUAAGCUGGAAAGAAGCAAGGCAACAGUGCAGUGAAUGGGGAUCGGAUCGGGUGUGUUGUAUCAAUGAAAUGAAUGAGCAGCACCACAGGAAGUGAGUUGAUGGCAGCGAUGUGCAGGUGCCAUUCAGUGAUCCAUUGCAACGCAGGCAGUGGCGUGGAGCAAAUUUGGUGUAGCCUGCACAGGGUGGUGAAGCUAGCUGAGGACGGAGGGACGCAAGUUGUUAAUGUGCACUCCGUAUUGGCACCUUAAACUCUCCACUCUCCUGCCUUAAUGUUUGUCACUGAUUGGUGUUGGCUUUUGCUAAUGUUUAUCCCCCGUUGUUGCCACAGCUGUGUAUGUAUAUCACAGUAUAUGUAUAUAUCCAUUCCUCAUCCCUGUAGCCACAGCAGUUGAUGUAGCAGAGCUGCUGAAUUCCCAGGUUCAGAUGUAGUCUUUCUUUGACGGUGUGUGCUUGUGUGUAUGAUGCAUUGCCCGUUUGUGAUGCUCGUUUUGCCUUUUUCAUAGCUGCCUGCUCUUGUGCGUAGAUCACUGUGCAGUAGGAACAUCGACCAAUUCUAUUGUCGGCGCCUAUCUGAAAGGACCGCAAUUCACCUAAUAGUGCCAAGAAUGGCCUACACAUUAACGGUGUGUUGUUAUCAGAAUGGGCACGAUGAGGAUUUGCAGGCAAUUUGGAGUAAGUUGCAAUGGCCAACAAUUCAGUCACUUGGAAGUAGGCCUUGACAUGACGAAUCAUUGACGAUAAUAUAUAAUAUUGUCACAGCCCCUCGUUUGUUGUCCUCUUCUCCCUCUCUGCCUACGGUUUACCGGGCAGUUCUAUUUGACGAUAUAUAUGACGAUAUAUAUUUUAACCCCGCAAGGCAUAGACCACACGGGAGAUUUGCAAAUGGCUGACCAGGAUCAUAUGGAUGAACCGCGUACUUGUGCCCCACCCUGUGUGGCCCCGAACGCUGAGGGACAGGAACAUGAUCUGCUUGGACUGCAUUUAAUCCCGCAUGGCGUAGACCCCACGAGGGAUUUGCAAAUGGCUGACCAGGAUCAUAUGGAUGAACCGCAUACUUGUGCACCACCCUGCGCAGACCCCACGGGUGAUCUACAAAUGACUGACCAACAAAAUCAGCCUGAGAUCCCCGCCAAUCUCUGUGGUCUGACUGCAACUAAUAGCUGCCUUCGCGUUCUCAAUCGGCCGUUGUAYACACCAUCAGAUUUCCUUGCAAUUGCCCUGCAGCUUGAUGUUGAUCUGGCUAAUCUCGCUGAUCCCCCCGACCUACAGCCAGAGCAUCGUAAUUACACCAGGGAAGGGGGUUCUACCAUUGCUGUCCUAGAAAUAGCGAUGAGGAAGCGCCAGCUUGAACUACGCCAUGCUCUACCAGGUGAGCUGUUAAUCCUCCAUCCCGCAUCUCUGCCUGCAUUGUGCAUGGGCCUGGCCAUUACAUGGCUAUUGUACACGCCUCUGACCAUUGGGAGGUGUGGAACGACGGUGUCAUGGUCCAUGCCAUGAUUGAUAUUACUGAUUUCUUACUCUAUGAUGCUGUUCUCUUGCCACAUCAAACUGUCCGCAACCUCCUUUAUGUCGAAGAUCAUUCCUCUGGCACCGUAGUGCAGCAGUACAAUGUACAGCCACUGUGUGACCUUCUCCUUUGCACAGCCACAGACACUGUUGCACUUGGGUGUACUCGCCAUCAUCUUUGUCACAAUCACUACCACGAGAUGGUUUCUGCAUCCAUGUGUGUACAGGAUUGUCCCUCCGUUCCUGACUGCAGGCACCCUCCUCAUCCGGACACUAUAUGUCCAUUUUGUGGCCACGGACGCUAUGCUGAAUGCAUGCUCUUUUGUGGGGGGCGUUCUUCCUUUAUUCUGGCCUGCAAUAGACAUGCUAUUUGUCAGGAAUGUAUGGUUGGCAUGCUUAAUGCCAGCCGUCGUGGCAGUUGUUGUUUUGAGAAUGCUCAGUUAGGUCUUCCAUGCGCUCAUCCACCCCAUCCUUACAAUGUGUGUCCUUUCUGUCGUCAAGGACAGCCUCAUUCUUGAGCUUUUCCCUGUGUUUAACACCUUCCCCUUCACUCUGCCUCUCUCACAGCGUGCAAGUGGGCUGUUAUGGCAUACGGGGAUGGGGGCAGCUCGCGCUCAACUUCAUCAACGUGGCGAGCCUUGCACGUGAGAGGCACAGUGGAGGUGGAGUUCAAAAAGAAGAAUGAGAAAUUUAAUGGUUUCAAUCUGCCCUUGUUUUUUCUUUUUGUUUGUAUUUUUAUUUUUAUUUUUGCAUGUUAUCACUGUGCCCGUUUUUUGCUUUUAUUCUUUGUUCCGCAAAGUGCGCUCUUUUAGUUUGUAGUGAUGUGACAAUAUAUAUAUGCACAGCAGCGGCCGUAAGUCCGUAUGCCUAAACACUAAGCUGUUGGGUGUGGCAGGCUGCUGCCUAGGUCGGUCCUAGAAGUCAUAUCCAGGAGUGGCUGAAGCUGGCUAUCAUUCAGCCAAAUUACGAAAUAAGCUUGUCUGGCUUCAGAGAUUGCUUGCCAUCUUGGAUGGCGGAUGAUCUUGUGUCUGUCAGCACUUCAGUUGUGAACUCCUGACUUGUUAUGCCCUCCUUCUCCUCCCUUCUCCGCCACUAGCUGUAUAUCCAGUUCAAGGAGGCCUCUUUCCCCCUCUUCUCUUCUUUUUUUGGAUUCCUUUUCAUCCCCAAAUGAAGGCCCACUCAUGAU
Messenger RNA from Chara braunii, 3051 nucleotides. The record is from the annotation of a GenBank genome assembly. Lineage: Eukaryota; Viridiplantae; Streptophyta; Charophyceae; Charales; Characeae.